Messenger RNA from Lampris incognitus (smalleye Pacific opah), 2534 nucleotides. Its product is annotated as ribose-phosphate pyrophosphokinase 2. Gene Ontology annotation, molecular function: magnesium ion binding; ribose phosphate diphosphokinase activity. Gene Ontology annotation, biological process: purine nucleotide biosynthetic process; 5-phosphoribose 1-diphosphate biosynthetic process. The record is from RefSeq and is a predicted model, not a curated record. The transcript has 7 exons. NCBI's taxonomy places the organism in Eukaryota, Metazoa, Chordata, Actinopteri, Lampriformes, Lampridae. Gene Ontology annotation, cellular component: cytoplasm; ribose phosphate diphosphokinase complex. The coding region runs from base 180 to 1136 and encodes 318 amino acids.
UGGUCGGCCCCCCUGUCAGCGACCCUCUCUCUCCAGCGAAAUUGAAAUGCCGAGGUUGCAGCAUUAGCGCGCUAACUUUUUUCCCCCCACUUUUACAACCCUUGACCGGGCAAUCCCCCCGUACUUUCUGCACGUCUUUUUUCCCACCUUUAAGUCAACGACACACGUCUUUUGGAAACAUGCCUAACAUCGUGCUUUUCAGCGGGAGCUCUCACCACGAUCUGUCGCAAAAAGUGGCAGACCGACUUGGACUGGAGCUGGGUAAAGUGAUCACCAAGAAAUUCAGCAACCAAGAGACAUGUGUGGAGAUCGGCGAGAGUGUGCGCGGCGAGGACGUGUACAUCAUUCAGAGUGGCUGUGGGGAAAUAAACGACAACCUGAUGGAGCUCCUAAUUAUGAUCAACGCCUGCAAGAUUGCUUCGUCCUCCCGUGUCACCGCCGUCAUCCCCUGCUUCCCCUACGCCCGACAGGAUAAAAAGGAUAAGAGUCGCGCACCUAUCUCAGCCAAGCUAGUAGCCAACAUGCUGUCUGUGGCUGGCGCCGACCACAUCAUAACCAUGGAUCUCCAUGCCUCUCAGAUCCAGGGAUUCUUUGACAUUGCUGUGGACAACCUGUACGCAGAGCCUGCUGUCCUUCAGUGGAUUAAAGAAAACAUUCUCGAGUGGAAGAACUGUAUUAUUGUGUCCCCGGAUGCAGGCGGCGCAAAACGCGUGACAUCCAUCGCAGACCGUCUGAAUGUGGAGUUCGCUCUCAUCCACAAAGAGAGAAAAAAGGCGAAUGAGGUGGACCGCAUGGUGCUGGUGGGUGACGUCAAGGACCGAGUGGCUAUCCUGGUAGACGACAUGGCCGACACGUGCGGCACCAUCUGCCACGCUGCCGACAAGUUGAUCGACGCCGGGGCAAUUAAAGUCUACGCCAUUCUCACACACGGCAUUUUCUCCGGUCCAGCCAUCUCUCGCAUCAACAACGCCCCGUUUGAAGCCGUGGUGGUGACCAACACCAUCCCGCAGGAGGAGAAGAUGAAAUCGUGCCCAAAAAUACAGGUGAUUGAUAUUUCGAUGAUCCUGGCGGAGGCAAUCAGGAGAACCCACAAUGGCGAAUCAGUGUCCUACCUCUUCAGCCACGUGCCCUUGUAGAAAGAGAGGAGGAGAGGGGCCGAUUCCUUUUCUCUCUCCUCUUGGUCCAAUCUCAGCUCGCACCUUUGGCCACAUAUCCUUUGGAAGGUCUCUCAAUGGCCUGACGGGUUCUGGCCAAUCCCACGUGACAGUCGUCUGUCAAGGUCACGCCCACUCAUCCGUUGACAUUUCCGCCUUGGAGACAGAGCCACUCAUCACUUCUUUCCUUGAAGACCAGCAACUUUGUAUUUAUGAGAUUCAAUAUUUUGUAUGCCCCUUUCUUUUUUUUUCCGCCCAGUUUCAAUCUCGCCACCCUAGAGAUCAAGGUCUUGGCCAUCACUUGAACCAAAGGGUCCAUCAGCUAACAUUGUGUAUUUGUAUCUCAUGCUGAAUUCAUUAUAAUUGGAACAUUCCAUGUUGUGAUGUGGUGAUGGAUGUUUUCAGAACAUUGUGCUUUGCAAAGAUUGGGGAAAAAACGGUGCUGGUAUAAAACACACCCUUUUAAUUACAAGUGUCUCUUUAAUUCAAGCCAGGAGUGUUAAAACUCGGGCAUAAAAGAUUAAUAAUUUGUCAACUUCCCCAAGAUAAAAACACAUAUGCGCCCAGAACAAGCCUGCAAAGAGUUAAGUAAUAAUAAUAAUAACAAUGGGUUAAAUUUAUAUAGUGCUUUAUUUUGAUACCUAAAGCGCUUCACAUAGAAAGGGGGGGAAACUCACCUCAACCACCACCAGUGUGUAAUGUAAGUGCAAGCUCAUAUGAUGACAGAUGCCCCAAAAAAAAAAAAAGAAAGAAAAGAAGAUUGAGUGAAAAUAAGAUGCCUAAUUGGUGUGCAGGCUCGGCCUUUUCGGCAUUCUGCCCUAGAUUUCGGCAUAAAGUUUUGGUCAGUGUUCACAUUAUUAACAAGAGACCAGUGGAACGAGUGUUUUCUUUUCCUGUGUGUGCUGAUGCAGUCUUAACCUCUGCAGUUAUUAACCCGUACAGAUUUUCCCAUCUGCAGUGUCAUUAGCGGCCAUCAUCCCAAACAUGAAUCUGCCUCUGGCGCCCAGUGGCAGCAGACCAGUAUUACAGAAGCCUCCCUGAGUGCAGGUUCUCGUUGUGCCAGAACUGAAGUUAAACCAGGGCCGACCUUCACAUCUCUUGUUCAGGUUGGGUUGGGGGGAAAGGGAUAAACGGGAGGUUUAAAUGGGUGAAUAAUUCAUGAUUUUGAUGAGUUUAAAGGGCCAAGAAGUAGAUUUUAUUGUUUUAUUUUAGUCAAGAAAUAUAGGUCACAAAAGGUUUUGAUUUUCAGUAAUGUCGACCCGCAAGGAGCUUUUGUCUGAAGGAGGCAAGAUUCACUCAUCAUCUGUAGGUGGUGGGAAAACUUUUUUAUACACAUACUUCAAAUUGUCAGUUGACAAUAAAGCUUUGGCUUGGAUAAAA